This is a messenger RNA of Marasmius oreades (fairy-ring Marasmius), 786 nucleotides long. RefSeq lists its product as uncharacterized. NCBI's taxonomy places the organism in Eukaryota, Fungi, Basidiomycota, Agaricomycetes, Agaricales, Marasmiaceae. Gene Ontology annotation, biological process: inner mitochondrial membrane organization; cardiolipin acyl-chain remodeling. The transcript is spliced from 6 exons. Gene Ontology annotation, cellular component: mitochondrial membrane. The coding region runs from base 1 to 786 and encodes 261 amino acids. The record is from RefSeq and is a predicted model, not a curated record. Gene Ontology annotation, molecular function: 1-acylglycerophosphocholine O-acyltransferase activity.
AUGUUCCUGUCAGCGCUGACAAUCACCUCCGUUGGUCUGACCUGCAAAUCGUUCUUCAACCUUGGACUUGCUUCUGUCUCUGUCUCUGGCCUACAUCAUCUCUCAGAAGCCUUGGAAAGCGAACACCGAAAUCAUGGACGUGGAAUCGUCACCGUUUGUAAUCAUAUCUCAACCCUCGAUGAUCCUGUCACCUGGGGAAUCCUACCCGCUAGAUACUACCUCAAGUCUCGUUUUACGCGGUGGACACUUGGUGCAUCCGAUAUCAUGUUCACCAACCCGGUAUUCUCCGCCUUUUUCCGUAAAGGUCAGGUCAUAGAAACAUUCCGGGGGAAGGGGAUCUAUCAACCCGCGGUCGAGACUGCGAUUGAGAAACUUAACCAGGGGCACUGGGUACAUCUAUUCGGCGAAGGCAAAGUCAACCAACCCAACACCUACCUGACCGACAAACACAACCGUUUUAUCUUACCGCGUUUCAAGUGGGGAGUAGGUCGCAUUCUAACAUCCACAAAGAAACCCCCUGUAGUCAUUCCGAUGUGGAUAACCGGCUUUGACGCACUCAUGCCAGAAGGUCGUCCUUUCCCCUACAAAUUCUUUCCACGACUUGGCACAAGUCUCACUGUCACCUUUGGAAAGCCUCUGCCGCCCGAUGCUGUUGCCUCAAUCGUCGAUUGUCUUCCGGCCGAGGAGCAAGAUCCAACCAAGAUGUUAGAGCGGGAGGUUUUUAUCCGGACUCAGGUAACUUCGAUGAUUCAUGAUGCCGUAGAAUCUUUGGGGAGGUCGCUCUAG